AUGGCCCCCAUUCAACAAAAAGCGCUCAUCAAUUGCGAUAUGGGGGAAGCUUAUGGUAAUUGGACUUGCGGGCCUGACCUCGAACUCCUUCCUAUGAUCGAUAUCGCCAACAUUGCCUGCGGAUUCCAUGGUGGUGACCCCCUGAUCAUGAUGGAAACCGUCCGAAAUUGCAAAGCUCAUAACGUUCGAAUUGGUGCUCACCCUGGUCUUCCAGACUUGCAAGGAUUUGGUCGUCGGGAGAUGAAACUCUCCCCGGAGGAGCUCACAGCGAUCACAAUUUACCAGGUGGGGGCACUCAAAGGCUUCCUCGAUCGUGAAAAUGUUCCUCUUCAUCAUGUCAAGCCCCAUGGGGUAUUGUAUGGUAUGAUGUGCCGAGACUAUGAAGUUGCCAAAGCCGUCAUGGUAGGAAUACCGAAGGGGGUGCCUGUUUUCGGACUUGCGGGGACUCAGAUGGAGAGAGCAGCGAACGACCUGGGGGUCGAGUUCUGGGCUGAGUUAUAUGGGGAUGUUAAAUAUGAUUCUCAAGGCAUGCUUGUUAUUGAUCGAAAGAAGAAGCCCUGGGAUCUUGCAGAUGUUGAGAGACAUGUAAGACAGCAGGUCGAAGAGCAGUCAGUCACGGCUAUCGAUGGGUCAGUUGUGCAGCUUCCUUUGAAGACAUACCCCGUCUCGAUAUGUUGUCACUCGGAUUCUCCUGGAUGUGUCGAUAUUAUCAAGACAACAAGGAGGGUUGCGGACGAAUUCAACGUCAAACAGGGAAAAUAG
Messenger RNA from Aspergillus clavatus NRRL 1, 762 nucleotides. Its product is annotated as LamB/YcsF family protein. NCBI's taxonomy places the organism in Eukaryota, Fungi, Ascomycota, Eurotiomycetes, Eurotiales, Aspergillaceae. The record is from RefSeq and is a predicted model, not a curated record. Bases 1 to 762 code for a protein of 253 amino acids. Gene Ontology annotation, biological process: carbohydrate metabolic process. The transcript is spliced from 2 exons.